Equus caballus (horse) is the source of this 942-nucleotide messenger RNA. The record is from RefSeq and is a predicted model, not a curated record. Lineage: Eukaryota; Metazoa; Chordata; Mammalia; Perissodactyla; Equidae.
UACAUGGAAGCAGGAAACCACACCGAAGUCUCAGAAUUCCUCCUCUUGGGUCUCUCAGAGGAUCCUGAACUGCAGCCCCUGCUCUUUGGAGUGUUCCUGUCCAUGUACCUGAUCACUGUGCUUGGGAACCUGCUCAUAAUCCUAGCCAUCGGCACUGACUCCCACCUCCACACCCCCAUGUACUUCUUCCUCUCCAAUCUGUCAUUCGUAGACAUCUGCUUCAUCUCCACCACCAUCCCAAAGAUGCUAGUGAACAUCCAGACACAGAGCAAAGACAUUUCCUACAUGGGAUGUCUCACUCAAGUGUGUUUUUUUACAAUUUUUGUUGGACUGGACAAUUUCCUCCUGACCGUGAUGGCCUAUGACCGGUUUGUGGCCAUAUGCCACCCCCUGCACUACACAGUGAUCAUGAACCCACGCCUUUGUGGCCUCCUGGUUCUGAUAUCUUGGCUCAUCAUUUUCUGGAUAUCCUUGAUUCAUAUUCUGUUAAUAAUGAGGUUGACAUUCUGUAUAGGCACAGAAAUUCCACAUUUCUUCUGUGAACUGGCUCAGGUUCUCAAAUUAGCCUGCUCUGACACUCUAAUUAAUAACAUCUUUUUGUAUGUGACAACUGCCCUGCUGUGUGUGUUUCCUCUCACUGGAAUCCUCUUUUCCUACGCUCAUAUUGUCUCCUCCUUAAUGAAGAUGAAUUCUACUGAGGGAAAGUAUAAAGCAUUUUCCACCUGUGGGUCACACCUUUCAGUGGUCUCCUUAUUCUAUGGAACAGGCCUAGGGGUUUACCUGAGUUCUGCUGUGAUCCAUUCUUCCCAGAGAAACUCAAUCGCCUCAGUGAUGUAUACUGUGGUCACCCCCAUGCUGAACCCCUUCAUCUACAGCCUGAGGAACAAGGAUGUUAAGAGAGCCCUGGGAAGGCCCCUCAGCAGAGCAGCCUCUUGUCUGUGA